Molecule: messenger RNA, 1644 nt
Organism: Tigriopus californicus
Lineage: Eukaryota; Metazoa; Arthropoda; Copepoda; Harpacticoida; Harpacticidae
Exons: 3
Coding region: 400-1404 (334 amino acids)
Molecular function (GO): protein binding
Source: RefSeq, a predicted model, not a curated record
CCUAACUUGAAUACACUAUGCAACAAGUGAUAACUAUUGAAUGCACCGAUUUUAUUUGUGACAACAGAGUUUUUUCAAAGCAUGAGUUUGAAUCAAAACAUUAGAUGCGUGGGCAUGUACUUUGCGUUCAUUGGUGACGGGAAAAUUAGUUUCGAGCCACGUGAGAAGAGAGAUCCAUUUCAUCUUGUUUAAGCAAAUGGCGGAUGGUUUCUCUUGCUAUGCUGAGAGUCAAAUUUAUACCCAAAAUCAUGACAGAAAGACUUGAUUGUCAAAACAGCAAAUAUACUUUCAAAUUUACUUAAACACUCAUCAACCUUGUUUGGUUGUAGAACUGUCCCCGAGUGCUCGAUAAGAUGCUUGUCCGAUUUAUGUUUUGGAUACAAGUGGGACUCAAAAACAAUGACGUGCACUACUUUAGAGGCUGCUCCAGGAGACGCCAUCGUUGUUGGGCCUCCUGAAAAUAUCACUCGAUUUUGGCUCAAGAGAGGUCACGUGGAAAAAGUUUCCAGAUUUGCCAUAUUAACGGAGUCAUCGAGCUUUUCGGAGCACUUUUCGUCUCCCAAUCCGAUCGCGACAUUUUUGAGGAUACCGGGUUCUGUAGAAUCGGAAUCAUUUCCUGUUCAUCAUUCAUUCGAUUGGGGUCUUUUGAUGUGUGCUGUAAAAUCGAAAAAAUGCAACAAGUGGGUAUAUGGCUCGGAGGUAUGGGAAGAUGCACCUGCAUUACUCAGUAGGCAUGAGGAAACUCUUGACUAUAACCAAGUGGGCUUGAUCAACAACAAUCUCUGGGUUAUUGGAGGCUUUGCAGCAGGAAGGACAUAUUCGCCGACGGAAUAUUUUUCUCCAGAGGGUCAAUGGGUUCUGGGCCCUAAUUUAUCCCACCCUUUGAACAAAUUUGGUGUAGCUCCAAUUUCGGACUCGCAAGUCCUUAUUGUUGGAGGCACCAUGAACGGGCAAUAUCAAAUGAAUAUUAGAGUGUUCGAUCUUGUCAAUGGAACCUGGUCCACAAUAGAUACUCAUCCUGAAAGAGUGGCAUUGGUGGCGUGUGCCAGGCACACUUUGUUGAACGGAAAGGAAGUGGUGAUUUGCACCGGGGGAAAAUGUCAAUCCUCAUGUGGCAGUCCAAUUGAUGCCUUUGGAAUCACCGGAGUGUAUGACAUUUAUUCUGGCACCUGGAACUUGACCCCAGAAUGGGAUCUCCCCAUUAAAUGUGUUAGACCGAGGAUGCGUGUUUCGGAUGGUCGCCUUUUUAUAAUGGGCGGGGAAUUUGAAGAUGGAAAGAACAACCGAUUUCUGGAAUUCAAGGAAGGAGAGACUCCAGUGUGGCACGAAAUUGAGAGUUUGCCUACAAUUGGUGAAAUUGAAAGCGUUAUAAGCAUUGAAUCAUCAAUUUGGAUUCCAAGCUAACAAGACUGUUAUCUAAUUUCAUGUCCUGCUAUAAUAACACUUUGGACACUUUUCUUAUGUGUUUCGAGGAUACAACACUAAUAAUAGCUCUCAAAAUUGUACAUGUUCAUAAGUAGCUUGUCUAAGAUAGUUGACUUUUUUGUUGCUUGAAAUUCACAUUUGAAACUUGUUACAACAACCCAUGCCCUCGAGAAGAUUGAGAAAUGUUGCUACCAACACAUCUCUAGUGGCACUGAGUGA